UCUCUCAACAAAACGUUGUUGGAGCAGGCAGUUUUCUGAAUCAAGUAGUAAAGCAGCAGCCUUUUACUGAUGCCAUAGUUGGUUUGUCUGCUGUGCUUCGUUCUGAAGGCAGUAUUCUAGAGAGUUUUCCGCUUUAAUACAGUGAUCACCACUGGAUCGUGAUGGCUGCAACCAAAGAUGCUAUUGUCGUCUGCUUGGACGUCGGGCCAGGCAUGUGCCAACCAACAGAGUCUGGGACUGAUCUAGAUUUGGCUGUAAAAGUGCUGAACAUGGUGGUGCAGCAGAGACUGUUCUCACAGUCCAAGGAUGAAAUAGGCCUGGUGCUUGUUGGCACGAACGACACGGACAACGCCCUGGCGAACGAUGGUGCUGGCUACGAGCACGUGAGCACAGUUCGCAGCCUGGGGCAGUGCGAUUGGAAGUUUCUGCAGUAUCUGGAGGACAAAAUCGUGCCUGGUGAUGAUGGUGGCGAUUUGGUGGACGGCCUAGUGGUGGCGCUCGACCUUCUGGCCAGGGAGACGCAGGGCAGGAAGUGUAAUCGCCGGAUUCUGAUGAUCACGAAUGCUGGCAGUCCGUGCAGUGAGGAUCAGCUGGAUGCAAUCGUUCAGGGAUUUGGUCAAUUAGACUGCCAGCUGCAGAUAGUAGGACCUGAUCUAGAUCAAGACGACGAUGACGGCGAUGAUCAGCCACCUGUGCAUCGUGGAAAGAAGACUCCCAUGCAAGUAGCGGGAGAAGCCGUUCUAACACGUGUUCUGCAGCAGGCAAGCGGCGAGUCUGUCUCGUUUCAGAACGCCAUCGAGGUGCUUAGUUUCUUCAAAAAACGGCAAACAAAGCAGACGUCCACUUUCCGUGGGUGCAUUGAGAUCGGUUCCGAUACGAAGAUCAAUGUGUGGUCGUACCUGCGCGUGAAGUCCGUCAAGCCGUCAAGCUUCAAACGCAUGUCUGCCGUCAGUCAAGCAGCUGCUCAGCCUGGUGCCAUGAAGGUAAUGAUGGACAGAUCAUAUCAUCUAAAUGACGAGGACGAGACAGAGGUGGAGAAGGCAGAUCUGGCGAAAGGCUAUCGGUUUGGUAAAACCAUCGUGCCCAUGUUGAAGAUUGACGAACAAGCCAUGAAGUUCACAACGACGAAGAGCAUGAAAGUGCUCGGUUUCACAGCGGCACAGAAUGUGAAGAUACAGAACCGUCUGGGUGAUAGCGUCACAGUGGUCGUGCCUGCACCCGGUGACCAGCACGCUGCUAUAGCUUUCUCCGCUCUGGUACACGCACUGGCUGAGACCGACAAGAUGGCAGUGGUACGGUAUGUGGCACGUGCCAACUCGGCACCCAAGAUCGGUGUGUGCUUCGCUCACAUUCGGCCACUGUACGAGUGCCUGAUCUUCACGGCUAUGCCGUUCAUGGAGGACAUACGCCAGUACACGUUUGCGUCGCUGACCGGCAAGCAGGUUACUACCGAGCAGAGCGACAUCAUGGACAGUCUGAUCAGCAACAUGGAUCUGUGCAAUCAAGUGGACGAAGAUGGCGACACGUACGAGGUACUGCAAUCCAAGCACAUGCUCAACCCAGUCCUUCAACAUAUCUUCCAGUGUGUACAGAGACGGGCGCUGGCGACCGACGAACCUCUACCGGAGCUGGAUGCUGUGCUAAGAGCGUACCUCGACCAGCCACAACAAGUGGCAACGGAUUGCACGGCCGAACUGAAACGCAUCAGCGAGAUUUUCAAGCUGGAAGUCGUGGAGAAGAAGCGAAAGCAUGCAGAUGAUGGCAGAAGUGCCUGGCAGCAGAGUGACCUGGCAUUGGAUGCCGAUGCACCCGCUGCGAAGCGUACUAAUACAAGCGCAGAUGGUAACAAUGUUUCCCUUGGCAUUACAAUGGAGGAGCUGACUGCCGACGGAGUGACUGAAGUUGGCACCGUCGAGCCAGUCAAGAAUUUCCGCGCCAUGCUGAAUCGACGUGACGUCGAUCUGUCGACAAAAGCAUUCGAUCAGAUGUCUGCGAUGGUGCUCAAGCUGGUGCGUGAUUCGAUUUCUGACCAGUUCUUUGCCAAGGCGCUGGGUUGCCUACGGGAGCUGCGUGCAGCUUGCAUCGAGCUCUCUGAAGUGGAUGUCUUCAACAGCCACAUCCGUACGGUGAAGCGUGACUUCUCCGUGGGAAGCAACUCUUUCUGGAAUCUAGUAAGUAGCAAUGGGGUGACACUCAUCAGCAGUGAUGAGGCAAGCAGCAGCAAUGUGUCGCCAACGGAGGCCAAGAAGUUUAUCGAGGCCGACCAGCCGGAGUCAGUGCAUGCCACACCGGAUGACGACGUGGACGCAGACGACUUUGCCGACAUGCUGGAUUAAACGACUGAGCGUGUAUUGCUUAUACUGUGCCUCAGGAUUAUGCCGGUGUUCAGACCUCCUGUAUAUACAUUAUGAUAUACCGUGCAGUCAUGUAGUGUGGUCCUCGUUCUGUGCUCCCGCCCUCCUGUCUCACUCUUCAACAAAAGUGCAGUGAGUCACGAUGUCUGCAAAGUGUUUUCUGCCGUUGAACUUCCUUUACUAAGCGAUCAGAACUUCUUGAAAGCCCACGGAUAUGGCAUCCUGCAACUUUGUUUUUUGCAAAUGUUUUGAGUAUCAGUACAAAUACUUCGCAGUACACAUAUUCAGCUUAUUCAUAAUUUCUCCCUAGCUAGAUCAUUGGUAGCUGGUCUAUCCCAUGAAAUAUUAAAUUUUGUUAGCUAGCCUGCUAGCCCAAUGCAAACACAGCUUGUUGAUCAAUCUACGCACACUGCUGAGCAAUC
Messenger RNA from Sycon ciliatum, 2776 nucleotides. Its product is annotated as X-ray repair cross-complementing protein 5-like. The record is from RefSeq and is a predicted model, not a curated record. Gene Ontology annotation, biological process: DNA recombination; telomere maintenance; double-strand break repair via nonhomologous end joining. Gene Ontology annotation, molecular function: double-stranded DNA binding; telomeric repeat DNA binding; damaged DNA binding. Gene Ontology annotation, cellular component: Ku70:Ku80 complex; nucleus. NCBI's taxonomy places the organism in Eukaryota, Metazoa, Porifera, Calcarea, Leucosolenida, Sycettidae. Bases 162 to 2336 code for a protein of 724 amino acids. The transcript has a single exon.